Messenger RNA from Cladophialophora carrionii CBS 160.54, 2220 nucleotides. RefSeq lists its product as uncharacterized. The record is from RefSeq and is a predicted model, not a curated record. The coding region runs from base 1 to 2220 and encodes 739 amino acids. Gene Ontology annotation, cellular component: cytoplasm. Lineage: Eukaryota; Fungi; Ascomycota; Eurotiomycetes; Chaetothyriales; Herpotrichiellaceae. Gene Ontology annotation, molecular function: protein kinase binding. The transcript has a single exon.
AUGUCCGUCCACAGGCGGCAGUCGACCGGAAUUACGGUAUCGACAAACAACACCACUGUGACUUCUGGCAUAGCGAGCUCGAACGCGACCAACUCGACAAGCGCCUUAGCGGCAGCAUUUUCUCUUGCCGGUCUGAGCUUCAGGUCUCAUGCUGCGAAAGCGGCCCUCCUGACCCUUACUCCCCACCAUCUUUUCUACCUCCUUUCGCGCAUGGAAGAGCUGGACAUCACAGUCGGUCCAAUGAACAUUCGCCUGGAGAACCUGAGUACCGAUCCUACUCCCUCCAACUAUGUCUCCUUCUUGCAAGCUCAUAAACCUGCCAAAGGCCGCAGCGAUAAAGACUCGGUACAUUCGGUCUCAAGUAUGCGCAGCGUCAUGUCGGGAAUGAGCUCCUUUUGGUCAUCCAUCGGCCUCGGAGGAAAUAACUCCAAGAGCGAGAAGGCCAAAGCUCUCACGCAGGCCGACCUGACCUAUCUCUAUUCUGCCUUUACCAAGCUUCCUUCUUUACGCCUCACUAGUGACCACCGCGCUCGGCUGAUCAGGGGCUAUGAGGAGUUUCCCUUCGAUACCGCUGUCCCAUUAUUUGCCUUCAAAAACCUGCAGCAGCUGGACAUUGUGGACCUUGACUUCCGCCAGUUCUAUGGUUGGGAUCGACUCGCUGAACAAUUGACUCUGCUUACUGUUAAGCGAGCGAAUGUCUCUGACCCUACCGAGCUGCUCACCAACAUAGUUCUUGAUGAUGCGGAGAAGCGUCGCAGGCGGUCAACCAAGGGAGGCCGGGGAUCUCCCACAAUGAGUGCCUCCUGGACAGUGCCAUCGACUCCCAGAGCGGAAUAUGCUCAGUCCCAUUCCGACCCAGGGUCCCCCAAUCCAGGGAGUCUAGAGAAUGAAGAAGAAGCCAUCGGACCAGGAAACAAAACGAGACCACUCUCGGGGAGUGUGUCUCCUAAGAGACCCGGCGCGUCCCGCCCUGCCAGCUCUUACAGGCAUAUCCGGACAUACUCGACUACCGUAAAACGAACAGGGUCUGGCAGUUCAUAUUCCAGCGAAUACUCAAUCCAGGCUCAUCGUAGCGAAAGCAGUCCCAAUAUUCUGAGCCUGAAUAUCUUACCUUCCUCGAAAUGGCAGAGACUGAAGUAUCUCUCUCUUGCCGACAACUCCAUGACUACCAUCUCCGCGAAGAGCUUAGUUCCGAUAGCGAGCACUCUGAGAUCUCUGAAUCUCUCCUCGAAUCUCUUCACCGAGAUCCCCGAUGGCCUAGCAUCGCUGACGAGGCUGGUGUCUCUUGACUUGUCGAAUUGCAUGAUCGGUUCAUUGCAAUCGCUGUCAAGGUCGCCGCUCCCCGCAGUUCUGACGAUCAACCUGAGAGGCAACCGCCUCAACUCGUUGGCAGGUGUGGAACGGUUACUUUCUUUAGAGCAGCUCAACAUUCAAGACAAUAAGCUGGCUGACCCUAUGGAAAUGGCGAGGCUAACCGGUAUUCCGAACCUCAAGCGAGUCUGGGUCAAACGAAACCCCUUCACUCAGACUCACACUGACUAUCGAAUAACCACAUUCAAUCUUUUUAGAAGCACUCCGGGCUACGUGGAUGAUAUUGUCAUUGACAAAUCCGGUCCAGGCUAUUCGGAGCGCAAACAACUGGUCGACCGAGUUCCCGAAGUCGAGAGGCAGAUUAUUCAGCCGUCAAUUCGAAUCGCCGAGCAGCCUGUGAUUGUGCAACUGGCCAACUCUGCUCAGCCCAGCUCGUCUGACGUGGCGGAGGUCUUGACGAACGGCUCUCGACGAAAGAGGGCGCCUCGGCGACGGAUUGUUGAUUUGGCGCACGACGAGACUUUUGCGCGAGUUCCUGACGAGGAUUUGGCUGCGACUCUUGGUCACGGUGCUAAUGUGGUCACACAUGACGCGGCUCGGUUGUCCAUCGACCCAACGGUCCCGAGAUCGAUAACCAUAAAGACACUGGUCGAAGAUGGUUAUGACGGCUCCACAGAUGCUCUUUCUGUUGUCUCAAGCGAGCCCACAAAGCAACAGGAAGACUAUCGAGCCAAGGUGGAAGCACUCCGCCAAGAAUUUGGAAGCAAUUGGCUAAGUGCGCUGGGAGAACAGAACUGGCAUAACAGCCACCAGUUUGAAGUUUUGCAGGGGCAAAACAUGGGCCAUGAUGCACUGCACCGAUCAGGCCACCAUCAGAUCAUUGUCAGCGGUGGGCGGACUCUGGGUUGA